GUCUUUCGAGGUCUUCGAAGCCGGCUCCCUGUGAAACAUAGAGAUUGAUGAAAAGAAAGCGCUCGGAAUGGCACAUACGAUUCUUCUUCUGCAAACGAGUGGGCCUGAAACAAGAACCUACGCGGACUUUGAGAGCAUAAACGAGUGCAUGGAAAGAAUCUGUCACAUUUUCGAGGAGCAUCUGAAGAAGCAGAAUCCAGAAUCUCCGUCGAUCACCUAUGAUAUCUCUCAAUUGUUCGAAUUCAUCGACCAACUUCAUGACAUGACAUGCCUGGUCCAUCAGAAAACAACAAAUGUUUACUCGCCGUACACGAAGGCAUGGAUUAAAGAGAAGAUAUACGCUCUACUGAAGCAACAGGCCUCGUGAUACUCUCGAGAUUCAGGCAUUUCUUGUACAUAUGAGAAGAUUUGAUCGAGAAUCGCUGUGUAUGUGUCAAUGAAUUAUCCGAAUAAACUCGACUCA
Molecule: messenger RNA, 463 nt
Organism: Galendromus occidentalis (western predatory mite)
Lineage: Eukaryota; Metazoa; Arthropoda; Arachnida; Mesostigmata; Phytoseiidae
Gene: e(r)
Product: enhancer of rudimentary
Exons: 3
Coding region: 68-367 (99 amino acids)
Source: RefSeq, a predicted model, not a curated record